AUGCCUACAGAGAAAACCCACAGUACAGAGACAGCACUAAUUCAGUUAACAGACGACUGUCCAAGAAACAUGGAAAACAGACUGCUUACCGGUGUAGCAUUGUUAGACUUUAGUGCUGCUUUUGAUCUAGUUGAUCAUGAUUUACUAUUGUUGAAACUGAAAGACUAUAAUUUUUCUGAAGGGGCCAUCGACUGGAUCAAGUCAUAUCUCACAGGCAGAAUUUCGAUGGUUAACAUAAACGUUGAAUAUUCUAGUCCAACGAAAAUUGUCUGUGGAGUACUCCAAGGAAGUUGUCUUGGACAUAUGCUGUUUAGUCUAUUCAUUAACGAUUUACCAUCUGUACUGGAUACAGCUAGUAUUACCUUGUAUGCUGAUGACAGCACUCCAUACCAUGUGGCAGAAAAUGUCAAUUUAAUAUCAGAAAAUCUUCACAAUGAUCUACUUAACGUCGAGGAAUGGAUCCGGAAAAAUCGUCUGGUGGUAAAUGUGGAGAAAACAAAGAGUAUCCUAAUUGGAGGUCGCCAAAGGAUUAAAGUAGCACAGCCACUGAACCUAAGUAUGAAGAACAAAAGCAUUACUCAGUAUUUUAGAUGGAUGAGGCAUUAA
Messenger RNA from Paramuricea clavata, 606 nucleotides. Lineage: Eukaryota; Metazoa; Cnidaria; Anthozoa; Malacalcyonacea; Plexauridae. The record is from the annotation of a GenBank genome assembly.